CAGGCCGCGCUCUAGGGGCGGGACUCAGAGCGGUUUGAAAGGUCGGCGCGCACUGCAAGAGCGGCGGUCGGCCUUGCUGCUGAGAUGUCGGUGUUGAGGCCACUGGAUAAGCUGCCCAGCCUGAACACGGCCACCAUUUUGCUGGUGGGCAUAGAGGAUGCUCUUCUGCAGCAGCUGGCUGACUCGAUGCUCAAGGAGGACUGCGCCUCCGAGCUGAAGGUCCACUUGGCAAAGUCCCUCCCUUUGCCCUCCAGUGUGAAUCGGCCCCGAAUUGACCUGAUCGUGUUUGUGAUUAAUCUUCACAGCAAAUACAGCCUCCAGAACACAGAGGAGUCCCUGCGCCAUGUGGAUGCCAGCUUCUUCUUGGGGAAGGUGUGUUUUCUCGCCACAGGCGCUGGGCGGGAGAGCCACUGCAGCAUUCACCGGCACACCGUGGUGAAACUGGCCCACACCUACCAAAGCCCCCUGCUCUACUGUGACCUGGAGGCUGGAGUGCAGUGGUGUGGUCAUGGCUCACUCAAACUCCUGGGCUCAAGUGAAUCUCCCACCUCUGCCUACUGAGUAGCUAGGACUACAAGCAUGCACCACCACACCUAGCUAAGUAUUUAUUUAUUUACUUUUUAAUGUACAGAUAAGGUCUUGCUGUGUUCCCCACACGUCUCAAAUUCCUGGCCUCAAGUGAUCCUCCCACUUUAGCCUCCCAAAGUGUUGGGAUUACAGGCGUGAGCCACUGUGCCUGGUCUUUAGCCACUUUUUAUGCAGGAUAAAUCCUGAUGACUUUUUGCUAAAGAGGCAUCAGCAGGAGUUGACAUGUUCCCCACCACCCCCAGGGGUCUACUGAGGGGUCUCAGGGCCUACGCUGCCCCACCUAUGCACCAGGCCUGCUCCAUUCCUUUGGAAACCUAUUUAUUGGUUUUGAGAUGUAUAUUGAAGAGUUAGUUCGUUUUCUCAUCUCUAAAAGGGAAUCACAAUCUUUGCUCCAUAGUUCAGGUGCUGGUGGGGGACAGUGGUGCCUGCUUGCCUUGUGACAAGUGGUGCAAUUCUGUCUGUGGUCACGAGGUGGCGGGCCAGGCCAGGUCCUGGGUUCUCUCAUGGCCUAGGCAGGAAGCAGGAGGCCCCAGCCUGGUUCCAGCCAGCAGCAGGAGCUGCAGAAAUGCCUGCUCGGAACAUAUACCUGCCUCCCUCAGGUGAAGGGCCCAGGGUUUGAACUGGCCUCGCUCUUCAUGCUGGUGUUUUCCUCUUCGAACUCUCCUGCAUUAUUGAGUUUGAGCGCUACCAUAUAUCUUGGGGCCUUUGUGUAGCAGGAAUUAUCGGCCCUGUUUCAUUGAUGAGGAAACACAGGAAGGUGUGUGAUUGGCUCAGUGAAAUAAUUUCCUAGGUCUGCUGGUAGGGCUCUAUGCUGGACCCUGGGAACACAAAUGAGUCAGAUGUGGGCCCUGCCCUCUCAGAAUCUCAUGAAAUAAACAGACAUGUAACAUACGCAGCUGCAGAAGGAGCUUUGGGAGCCUAGUGGUGGAAUUAGGUCAUUUCUUCCUGGAUGUCAUGGGCAAAGUCAUGAUUGUAAUCAGACCUGGGAUUUUGGGUCACGUCUCUGGAGUGACGUGGAUUGGAGGAGGCCUGGCCGGAGGCAGGAGGCUGGGUCGAGGCUGCUGCAGGAGGCAGGUUGUAGAACCUGAGCCUCAGCAGCUUAGAGAUAGAUUUCAGGGACAAAGGCCACCAAACUUAGAGUGAAUUUAUUCAAAAAAUACUUCCUGAGUUUCUAUAAUGCCAAGCACUGUUCUAGGUUCCAGGGACACAGCACAGAAGAAAACAGUCUAAAAAAAAAAAAAAUCCAGCUUAUUGCUGGGUGCAGUGGCUCAUGCCUGUAAUCCCAGCACUUUGGGAGGCUGAGGCAGAUGCAAAAUGAGAUCAGGAGUUUGAGACCAGCCUGGCCAACAUGGUGAAACCCACCUCUACUGAAAAUACAAAAAUUAGCAGGGCAUGGUGGCUGGUGCCUGUAAUCUCAGCUACUCAUAACACUGAGGCAGGAUAAUUGUUUCAACCUGGGAGGCAGAGGUUGCAGUGAGCCAAGAUUGUGCCACCGAACUCCAGCCUAGGGGACAGAGCAAGACUCCAUCUUGGGAGGAAAGAAAAACCCAGUUUCCUGCUGGGCGUGGUGGCUCACGCCUAUAAUCCCAGGGAGGCUGAAGUGGGAGGAUCACCUGAGAUCAGGAGUUUGAGACUAGCUUGGCCAACAUGGUGAAACUCGGUCUCUACUAAAAAUACAAAAGUUAGUCAGGCAUGGUGGCACAUGCCUGUAAUCCCAGCUACUCUGGAGGCUAAGGCUAAACCCGGGAGGCGGAGGUUGCAGUAAGCCAAUAUUGUGCCACUGCACUCCAGCCUGGGCAACAGAGUAAGACUGUGUCUCAAGAAAAUAAAAAGUCCCAGCUUCGUUCUAGUCAAGGAAACAAACAGGGUAAAUGAUGUACUGGGAAGUGGAGGCGUGGCAUGUCAGGUGGUGGUAAACAGGCAAGAGUUAGGCAGGGUGACCAGGAAGCACCCCUGCAAACAGGACUUUUAAAUAAAUAAAGACCUGAAGGAAGUAGGAGGGCAGGCCACGGAGAUACCCAGUGGCAGGAGGAACAGCAGGUGCAGGGCCAUGUGUGGAACUUGCCUCGUGUGCUCAAGGUCCUGAAGGGAGGCCUGGGUGGCUAGAGCACAGCAGCAAAGGACGGGUGGGGGAAGAAUCAGGAACAGUGGGGCUGGAUCAGUAGGGUCUGGUGGAGAGCUCCUGGAGGGCUCGGGGCCAGGGAGGGAUGUGGCUUGCCUUGGGUUUUUUUCCUCCAGAUGGAGUCUUGCUCUGUCGCCAGGCUGGAGUGCAGUGGCUCAAUCUUGGCUCACUGCAACCUCCACCUCCCAGGUUCAAGUGAUUCUCCUGCCUCAGCCUCCCAAGUAGCUGGGACUACAGGUGUGUGCCACCAUGCCUGGCUAAUUUUUGUUUUAUUUUAUUUUGUGACAGAGUCUCGCUCUGUUGCCAGGCCGGAACACAGUGGUGCGACCUUAGCUUACUGAAACCUGCACUUCCUGGAUUCAAGUGAUUCUCCCGCCUCAGCCUCCCGAGUAGCUGGGACUACAGGCGCGUUCCACCACACCUGGCUAAUUUUUUUGUAUUUUUAGUAGAGAUGGGGUUUCACCACGUUAGCCAGGAUGGUCUCUAUAUCCUGACCUUGUGAUCUGCCUGCCUUUGCCUCCCAAAGUGCUGGGAUUACAGGCAUGAGCCACCGCACCCGUCCAAUUUUUGUAUUUUUAGUAGAGAUGGGGUUUCACCAUGUUGGCCAGGAUGAUCUCAAUCUCUUGACCUCAUGAUCUGCCCACCUCAGCCUCCCAAAGUGCUGGGAUUACAAGCAUGAGCCACUGUGCCCAGUCCUGACUUGAGUUUUAAAUGGACCCCUCUGGCUGCUGGGAGGAGAGCAGACUGAAGGAAAAAAAUAGACAGGUCUGGAAGUUCUUUCUAGGGGAGUGAAGCGUGGACUCAGUGCUGGCCAGGGAAGGGGACAAUGGAAUGGUCUGUGUUUCCAGGAUGGAGCCAGCAGACCGCGCUGCGGCCAACCCAUGAGGCAUGAGAGAAAGAAGCGUCCUCCCUGACUUUGAAGGUUUCGGCACUUACUGGAAGGAUAGACUUGUCUUUGGCUGAGAUGGGGAAACCUGCGGGAGGAGCAGGUCUUGUGGGGCUUUGGGGGCUCUGUUUUGGGCAUGCUAAAAUUAAGGGGUCUCUUAGCCACCUGGGUGGACAAAUCAAGUAAGCAGCUGCAUACAUGUGUUAUAUUCACAGGGAAGAUCUGGAGGUGUACUUUGGGUGUUAAUAGCAACUAGGUGGUUUUAAAGCCACAGAACUGGAGGAGGUCACCUGAGGACUGAGUGAGGGAAAAGAGACUGAAGGACCAAGCUCUGGAGCCCCAGCGUAUAGAUGUUGGGAAAAGGCGAGGGAGCCCCCUGUGUGGGGGAGGAACCGUGGGUGAGCAUGGGGGCCUGGGAGCCAGGCAGAAAAAGCGUUUCAAGGAGGGAGUAAACAGCAGUGUUCGACUCUGCCAAUAGCACCAGUGUGGUGAGGACUGAGAAGCUGCCGCUGGGUCUCAUACCAAGGAGGUCAUGCCGCUGCCGCUGGGUCUCAUACCAAGUGGUCGGAGUAAGAGCAGGGUAGUUGAGGAUGCCUUGCUCUCUAGUGCUCCAGUUUCAGUGGGUGGUGACACCCCAGCCUGCCCCCAGCUAUAGCGGAAACAGAGGUGAGAUGCUCCUGUGGCUGCCUGUUGGCCAGGGGAAGACACUGAGCAGCAUCCUUUGUUCUUCAAAGGAACGUGUCCAGAGCAUCUGUGCUCGGGCCUUGGGCAGUCUUCUCCCUCUCUGGCCCCACAGCUCCCCUAAGGCCAUUCCUUUUUUUUUUUUUUUUUUUUCCUUAUUUUUUUAUUGCAUUUUAGGUUUUGGGGUACAUGUGCAGAGCAUGCAAUACAGUUGCAUAGGUACACACAUGGCAGUGUGUUCUGUUUGCUUUCACCCCUUCACCCACAUUUGGCGUUUCUCCCCAGGCUAUCCCUCCCCACCUCCCCCUCCCACUGGCCCUCCCCUUUUCCCCCCAAUAGACACCAGUGUUUAGUACUCCCCUCUCUGUGUCCAUGUUUUCUCAUUUUUCAUCACCCGCCUAUGAGUGAGAAUAUGCGGUGUUUCAUUUUCUGUUCUUGUGUCAGUUUGCUGAGAAUGAUGUUCUCCAGAUUCAUCCAUGUCCCUACAAACGACACGAACUCAUCAUUUCUGAUUGCUGCAUAAUAUUCCAUGGUGUAUAUGUGCCACAUUUUCCCAAUCCAGUCUAUCAUCAAUGGGCAUUUGGGUUGAUUCCAGGUCUUUGCUAUUGUAAACAGUGCUGCAAUAAACAUUCGUGUGCAUGUGUCCUUAUAGUAGAAUGAUUUAUAGUCCUUUGGGUAUAUACCCAGUAAUGGGAUUGCUGGGUCAAAUGGAAUUUCUAUUUCUAAGGCCUUGAGGAAUCACCACACUGUCUUCCACAAUGGUUGAACUAAUUUACACACCCACCAACAGUGUAAAAGUGUUCUUUUUUCUCCACAUCCUCUCCAGCAUCUGUUGUCUCCAGAUUUUUUAAUGAUCGCCAUUCUAACUGGCGUGAGAUGGUAUCUCAAUGUGGUUUUGAUUUGCAUCUCUCUGAUGACCAGUGACGAUGAGCAUUUUUUCAUAUGAUUGUUGGCCUCAUAUAUGUCUUCUUUCGUAAAGUGUCGGUUCAUAUCCUUUGCCCACUUUUGAAUGGGCUUGUUUUUUUCUUGUAAAUCUGUUUGAGUUCUUCGUAAAUUCUGGAUAUCAGCCCUUUUUCAGAUGGGUAAACUGCAAAAAUUUUUUCCCAUUCUGUUGGUUGCUGAUUCACUCUAGUGACUGUUUCUUUUGCCGUGCAGAAGCUGUGGAGUUUGAUUAGGUCCCAUUUGUCUAUUUUGGCUUGUGUUGCCAAUGCUUUUGGUGUUUUGUUCAUGAAGUCCUUGCCUACUCCUAUGUCCUGGAUAGUUUUGCCUAGAUUUCCUUCUAGGGUAAGGCCAUUCCUUUUUGAUGGCACCUUCUUAUCCAUGGUGAGGGCCACCUGCUGCCCCUCCCUCCUUCCCAUCCCUGUGAGUGUCUUAUGCUCCCUGGUCUUGAGCCUUUGGGGCCCCUGCUGCCCAGGCAUUGGUUGGAAGCAGCCCUGGUUCAGAGCUCAGCUCUGCAAUAAACAUUCACUGUGUGACCCUAGAAAGUACACUCGACUUAGCCAGCCUGAGCCUUCAUUUCCUCUUGAGCAGGAGGUUGGGCUCUGGAUGUCUCGGGAGGUGGUUUGAAGGAUUGGGGAAGCGGAAGCAGUUGGAAGCUACUCUGAGGUGUGGCAUGAAUGUGGGUGUGGCCAUGAUGGGCAGUGGUGCCCUGAGCUGCCCCUGAGUCUCUGCUCCCAGCCCUGCUCUGGGUAAGGGAGCAGGGCCAGCUGCUGAGUUCUGUCUCACCGCUGUUCUCUGCUCUCC
Molecule: messenger RNA, 6020 nt
Organism: Callithrix jacchus (white-tufted-ear marmoset)
Lineage: Eukaryota; Metazoa; Chordata; Mammalia; Primates; Cebidae
Gene: CENPM
Product: centromere protein M
Source: RefSeq, a predicted model, not a curated record